AUGAACACCGUCGCGAUAAAAUACACCUAUGUGCUGGAUCUGCUAAAAGACCUCAUACGCAAUCACUCCUCAGUGUCACCACAGGCCGUCAAUCUGGUGAUAUGCAGCACUCGAGAUGACUUCCUCGGCCAAGUCCUUUCCAGUCUGCACCCGCCCCUUCAACCUGGUAUCGCCACUAAUGCAACCUUGGAAGCAAGACAUCACGACGAGAUAGAGCACGGUGCGGAAGGACCUGACGAGGAUGAUUACGGAUCCAGCAGAUCCAGCCAUCAGUUGUUCCUGUCCCCAGUCUUGAGUCUUCUGAGCGCCAGCCAAUCCGUCAAGCUGAUUUUCUGCCCCACCAUCCCGACUCUCCGGGCGUAUUUCUCCAGUCUCUACGAGGUUGAUGGCAAUGGCGAUGGCGAUAUGGCUGCGCCGGAAGACUCGAGCUCUACGUCCAAAUCGAGUCAGAUCAUUGUGCUGAACAUGCUUGCUCAGCACCACGGAUCAUCCGAAUUCACCCUUCAAGGGCUGUCGCAAACACUCGCUACGAUCGUAUCGGCUGGCGCGAGGACAUCUCAGGCUGUGCGAUUGGUCGAGUGCAAGGACGCCAAUGACCCUUCGAAUGAUCAAUUUGGAUCUAAUUUGUGGGACAUGGAGGUUCCGUUGCUAAGCCUGUCGAUCAAAAUCGGCGAGGGCGGCGCGAGAUGGGGCCGUCGAACUGUACAGGUGAAAAAGAUUGCGAGUCGUUGGUUUCGAAGGGAAAUGACCAUGGACCAGAGACACGUGAGCAGAACCAGCGGACGUCAAGAGAUCCCAGACUCGGAAGACGAAAUGCUUCUCUGA
Molecule: messenger RNA, 825 nt
Organism: Exophiala bonariae
Lineage: Eukaryota; Fungi; Ascomycota; Eurotiomycetes; Chaetothyriales; Herpotrichiellaceae
Exons: 1
Coding region: 1-825 (274 amino acids)
Source: RefSeq, a predicted model, not a curated record